Molecule: messenger RNA, 5710 nt
Organism: Oncorhynchus keta (chum salmon)
Lineage: Eukaryota; Metazoa; Chordata; Actinopteri; Salmoniformes; Salmonidae
Product: glucagon receptor-like
Exons: 16
Coding region: 57-1661 (534 amino acids)
Biological process (GO): cell surface receptor signaling pathway; adenylate cyclase-activating G protein-coupled receptor signaling pathway
Cellular component (GO): plasma membrane
Molecular function (GO): gastric inhibitory peptide receptor activity; glucagon receptor activity; peptide hormone binding
Source: RefSeq, a predicted model, not a curated record
CCCUGAUGAGUUGAGUCCCCUCCCCAACCCCUCCUCUCCCAGCGUAGCCAGGUGGGAUGUUCCAGAUGUGUGUCCUCUUAUCUCUGCUCACCCUCUCUGGCUACACCCAGGUCUCCUCGGCUAAAUCUCUGAAGCUCCUGAUGGAACAAUGGACGAGCUACAAGAACCAGUGUUCUCAGAGCAUCGUCGCCACGCCUCCCGCCACAGGACUGGUGUGUAACAGGACGUUUGACCAGUAUGCCUGCUGGCCAGAUGGACUUCCUGGAACAACAGUCAAUGUUUCCUGUCCAUGGUACCUGCCCUGGUACCGCAAAGUCCAGCAGGGUGUGGUGUAUAGAGUGUGCAGUGGGGACGGACGCUGGGCCCCAAAGAACACCAGUGAGUGUGAGCAGGACGACCCAGGACAGCAGCACUAUGGUAGCAUCCUCAGUAAGUUCCGGGCCAUGUACACAGUGGGCUACUCCCUCUCCCUCGGAGCCCUGGUACUGGCUUUGGGCAUCCUGGUAUCAUUCAGGAAGCUCCACUGUAUGAGGAACAACAUCCAUAUGAAUCUGUUUUCCUCCUUCAUCCUGCGUGCUGUCUCCAUCCUGAUUAAAGAUGUCCUGCUAGACUCCCUGUCCAUUUUACCCCAUUCUUCCACCAAGGCACAAGCAAGGUCAUGGUUGAGAUUGCCUACGGUUGCCGGGUGCCGUAUCGCCAUGGUGAUGAUGCAGUACAGCGUCAUCGCCAACAACUAUUGGCUGCUGGUGGAAGGCAUCUACCUGCACAGCCUCCUGGUCGUCACUGUGUUCACUGAGAGGAACUACUUCGGCAUCUACCUGUUUAUCGGCUGGGGUGCUCCUCUGAUAUUCGUGUUGCCGUGGGUGAUAGUCAAAUACCUGUACGAGAAUGAAGAGUGCUGGGAGAGGAACAUCAACAUGGGUUACUGGUGGAUUAUACGUUCUCCCAUCCUGUUAGCUUACCUGAUGAAUUUCUUUAUCUUCAUCCGGAUUAUAAAGAUCCUGAUGUCGAAGCUCAAGGCCCAUCAGAUGAGAUACACAGAUUACAAGUUCAGGCUGGCUAAAUCCACUCUGACCCUCAUCCCUCUGCUGGGUAUUCACGCCAUCCUCUUCACCUUAGUCAUCGAUGAGUCCGUCCCCAAAGGUUCCAAGAUGCGUCUCAUCCGCCUCUUCUACGACCUCCUCUUCAACUCCUUCCAGGGCCUACUGGUGGCCAUCUUGUAUUGUUUCGUCAACAAAGAGGUCCAGUCUGAGAUGUUGAAAAAGUGGAAGAGGUGGAAGCUGGGUAAAGACAUCGAGGAAGAGUACCGUCAUACAUACAGCCACGCGCCUCAUGUCAAAAGUGGCAGCAUCGUCACCGGCAACCUGGCCGGUGUCCAAGACAACAGCAGCGACCCUAAAGACUCACAGUUGACCCCCAACCCCGACUACGACCCAGAUCCUAACCCUGCCUCAACCUCCAUCACCCCCAAUGAGAGCAGUAGAUUGGUGGGGUCCUGCCACCACAGGACGGAUAAAACAAAGACUCAAUCCUCCCUGCAGUGUCCCUCCACACCACAUGGUGGCACUAACAACUGCAGCACUCUGAUGGAGGACAUUUGUCUGGAGGAGAGGGCUCAGAGUUAUACACGCCCAGAGGAGGGCGCCGAAAGCAACUUCUGACCAACGGGGGAAGACCAUUUUAUUUGAUUUAUUUUACCUUUAUUUUACUAGGCAAGUCAGUUAAGAACAAAUUCAACAAAGCCUGUUCAGGGGCAGAACGACAGAUUUGUACCUUGUCAGCUCGGGGAUUUGAACUUGCAACCUUUCGGUUACUAGUCCAACGCUCUAACCACGAGGCUACCCUGCCGCUACAUCCCUGGCCUAUGGAUAAAUUGAUUGGUUGAUUGAUAGAUUGAUUGGUUGAUUGAUAGAUUGAUUGGUUGAUUGAUAGAUUGAUUGGUUGAUGGAUAGAUUGAUUGGUUGAUUGAUAAAUUGAUUGGUUGAUUGAUUGAUAGAUUGCUAAAGUGUUCUGGUGUAGAAAGAGACAACACACCUACUGGAGGGGACCGUUAGCGCACAGCAGGUCCAGAUCCUAUGGAUUGAUUGGUUGAUUGGUUGAUUGGUUGAUUGAUUGAUUGAUUGGUUUGUUGAUUGAUUGGUUGAUUACAGGUCCAGAAGACUUGUUGGUCUGAAAAUAUGAAACAUUUUACUGUUUAUUUUUUUGGACCAUAUUUUGACCCCACGGGAUUGAUCACAUCCCCCACUGUGUUCAGGUUGACAAGGACUACUGCUAAAGGGAAACUAGCAGGCCUGCUAGCUGUGUUCAGGUUGACCACUGCUAAAGGGAAACUAGCAGGCCUGCUAGCUGUGUUCAGGUUGACCACUGCUAAAGGGAAACUAGCAGGCCUGCUAGCUGUGUUCAGGUUGACUACUGCUAAAGGGAAACUAGCAGGCCUGCUAGCUGUGUUCAGGUUGACUACUGCUAAAGGGAAACUAGCAGGCCUGCUAGCUGUGUUCAGGUUGACUACUGCUAAAGGGAAACUAGCAGGCCUGCUAGCUGUGUCCAUGUGUACGACCGCUAACCAAACGCUACCCUCGCUCAACAACUCCCUGGCUGUGCUCCGGGUUCUCCUGCCCUUUUCUAGAAGUGUGUACUAGCACCCCGUCAAUCAUUUAAAGGAUUGGUGUAGCUUCACAUUGGCUGGAGGUAAUGACCCACCAUUUUCAGAUGCAUGUGAGGAAGUCCACACUGUGUGUCCCUGUUCUCUACUGCUACUGAGAGAUUCACUUGUCCUCUAUGUCUUUGUGAGUGUGGCCCAAACGGAGCCCUAGUCCCUAUAUAGUGCACUAUUUUAGACCAGGACCCUAUUGUAUAUAGUACACUACUUUAGUCCAGAACCCUAUUGUAUACAGUACACUACUUUAGACCAGAACCCUAUUGUAUAUAGUACACUACUUUAGACCAGAACCCUAUUGUAUAUAGUACACUACUUUAGACCAGAGCACUAUUCCCUAUAUACUACACUACUUUAUACCAGAACCCUAUUGUAUAUAGUACACUACUUUAGACCAGAACCCUAUUGUAUAUAGUACACUACUUUAGACCAGAGCACUAUUCCCUAUAUACUACACUACUUUAGACCAGAGCCCUAUUCCCUAUAUAGUGCACUACUUUAGACCAGAGCCCUAUUCCCUAUAUAGUGCACUACUUUAGACCAGAGCCCUAUUCCCUAUAUAGUGCACUACUUUAGACCAGAGCCCUAUUCCCUAUAUAGUGCACUACUUUAGACCAGAGCCCUAUUCCCUAUAUAGUGCACUACUUUAGACCAGAGCCCUAUUCCCUAUAUAGUGCACUACAUUAGACCAGAGCCCUAUUCCCUAUAUAGUGCACUACAUUAGACCAGAGCCCUAUUCCCUAUAUAGUGCACUACAUUAGACCAGAGCCCUAUUCCCUAUAUAGUGCACUACAUUAGACCAGAGCCCUAUUCCCUAUAUAGUGCACUACAUUAGACCAGAGCCCUAUUCCCUAUAUAGUGCACUACAUUAGACCAGAGUCCUAUUCCCUAUAUAGUACACUACAUUAGACCAGAGCCCUAUUCCCUAUAUAGUGCACUACAUUAGACCAGAGCCCUAUUCCCUAUAUAGUGCACUACAUUAGACCAGAGUCCUAUUCCCUAUAUAGUGCACUACAUUAGACCAGAGUCCUAUUCCCUAUAUAGUGCACUACAUUAGACCAGAGUCCUAUUCCCUAUAUAGUGCACUACAUUAGACCAGAGUCCUAUUCCCUAUAUAGUGCACUACAUUAGACCAGAGCCCUAUUCCCUAUAUAGUGCACUACAUUAGACCAGAGCCCUAUUCCCUAUAUAGUGCACUACAUUAGACCAGAGUCCUAUUCCCUAUAUAGUGCACUACAUUAGACCAGAGCCCUAUUCCCUAUAUAGUGCACUACAUUAGACCAGAGCCCUAUUCCCUAUAUAGUGCACUACUUUAGACCAGAGCCCUAUUCCCUAUAUAGUGCACUACUUUAGACCAGAGCUCUGUAUAGUGCAUAGGGUGCCAUAUGAAAGCUCAGCGCUGUGGUUCUGUAUGACCCUCAGCAGCCACCGUACUUCACUGUUGGCUUGCACGGUUUAGUUUAGUUCAGCACGUUCCUACCAAAACAACCAUGGACACGUCUUGUUGAUAACAUCAUAACUAAACCUAUUACAUAUUAUAGAUCUAAUCCGUGGCAAAAUAAGUCACAAUUACAAAGAUUUACACACAGAGAGACACGCACACACAGACACACACACACACACAGAGAGAGAGACACACACACACACACACACACACACACACACACACACACACACACACACACACACACACACACACACACACACACACACACACACACACACACACACACACACACACACACACAGAGAGAGACACACACACACACGCACACACAGAGAGACACACACACGCACACACACGCACACACAGAGAGACACACACACGCACACACAGAGAGACACACACACACACACACACACAGAGAGACACACACACACACACACAGAGAGACACACACACACACACACACAGAGAGACACACACACACGCAUGCACACGCAGACACGCACACACACACACGCACACACAGAGAGACACACACACACGCACAGAGAGACACACACACACGCACACACAGAGAGACACACACACACACGUUCCUGCCAGAGCGUUCUAUCUCUGCCCUCUCAGGCCAGGACAGGACCAGAUCAGAACACCCCAGAGAACCGACUCAGCUGUGGAACAACGGGACAUUCUAGAAUGUUGCCAGGUCUGUCUGGCAUUCAGACAGACAUUUCUGGAACCCCAGAGGAUUAUGGGACUGUGGAGGACUGGACCUCUCACUCUCUCUCUGAGAGGAUUAUGGGUAGUUUGUUUGGGUGCAAUUUGUUUUGGAGUGAAUAUUGAGUUUCACCAUGAACUGUUGGCCCCAUUUGAGUGGACAGACAGAGAAACAGACAGACUCACAGACAGAGAAACAGACAGAUUCACAGACAGAGAAACAGACAGAUUCACAGACAGAGAAACAGACAGACUCACAGACAGAGAAACAGACAGACUCACAGACAGAGAAACAGACAGACUCACAGACAGAGAAACAGACAGACUCACAGACAGAGAAACAGACAGACUCACAGACAGAGAAACAGACAGACUCACAGACAGAGAAACAGACAGACUCACAGACAGAGAAACAGACAGACUCACAGACAGAGAAACGGACAGACUCACAGACAGAGAAACAGACAGACUCACAGACAGAGAAACAGACAGACUCACAGACAGAGAAACAGACAGACUCACAGACAGAGAAAUGGACAGACUCACAGACAGAGAAACAGACAGACUCACAGACAGAGAAACAGACAGAGAAAUGGACAGACUCACAGACAGAGAAACAGACAGACUCACAGACAGAGAAACAGACAGACUCACAGACAGAGAAAUGGACAGACUCACAGACAGAGAAACAGACAGACUCACAGACAGAGAAACAGACAGACUCACAGACAGAGAAACAGACAGACUCACAGACAGACUCACAGACAGACUCACAGACAGAGAAACAGACAGACUCACAGACAGAGAAAUGGACAGACUCACAGACAGAGAAACAGACAGACUCACAGACAGACUCACAGACAGAGAAACAGACAGACUCACAGACAGAC